AUGGCGGACACAAUGCCACCGCCUGCGGAUAAUAUUAUUUCGGCCGCUUCCUGGAACCCAGCUUUGAGGCCAGACUCAUCGGAACGUCCAAAACGAUCACAAUUUGCAAAUGAACAGCAACCCUUCUCCGAUGCAUCAAAAGAGGAAACCGAACCCGAGAGAUUCCCUUCGUCCCUUGACACACCCGAGUAUACAGAGUCUCUAGAAUAUAAGCACGACAUGCCUGCCGCUCAAACAAAUGUAACGGAAGUGAUCGAAGAAUUAUCCAACGACACGAAUACAAAGGAUUUCAGCUGGGGGGAAGAUACAGAAAUUACCUGGGACGUAGCUUCGCCGCAAAAUCCUUUUAACCGGGAAGACAUUGUUGGGCGCACUAAUUCGUUUCCUCCGAUUGAAAAUCACUUAAAACCCGCUUCCGGUGACACGUCGUUUGAUCAUGUCUACGAUGCGGAGGAGGUUGUGCAACCAUCGGAAACCCAACAACAGCACGAAACAAUUUCAACCGAGUCACCUGCGAAUAUUGAGCGGACUGACACUGACUUGUGGGAAAUAAAUGCUGUAGAGGACGACGAAGGUGGGUUCUUCGACCAGUUAAAAACACAAACAAAGCCGAUAUACAUGCCGCCAGAAGCGGAGUCUAGAUUCGAGGAAGGUAUUCCUUUGGUUGAAAAUGACUCAUACUCUCAGCCAGUCCUUGAAGAUAAGAGUGACGAGCCUCUUGGAGACAUGUUCGAAGAUGACGAUGGAGACGAUUUUUUCAAAUCCGCCGCUCCUGAGGUCGUAUCAAACCCUGAGAAGCCAAGCAUGACCCGGAAAAGCACCUACGACGUUAUUAACUCACUCGAUGCGGGUGCUUUAGACUCACCGGUGGAGGACUCUACUGUUGAUGCGAAGCUUGAUGGUGCAAUAAUAAAAGAGGACGAGGAAGACCUGGCGGCCAGGUGGCAGGCAGAACUGGACGACGAUGACGAUUUACUUCUAGAAGACGAUAUAUCAAAGGAAACCUCUACAGUGGCAGACUCAUCCACGGCUAUUGAGUCGUCGCCCCAGACAGUGCCAUCCCAACCUGCUACUUCGAGUUCCGUAAACCCAUACGCACCGCAUCAGCCGUCAUCGUCGGAAUUACUUCAUGGACUAUCAAAUCCAUAUGCCUUGUCAUCAAACGUACCUCCAGCAACAUUCGCAGCGCGUCCAAGCCAAAUACCGCCGGAUUCUGGGGCACAAAGCUUUGCGGACCAGUCUAGGCAAGGAUACCAGUCUCCUUACGACUUACCAGACACCAUCGCUCGCCCCCGACGGGCACCAGCAUCUCGAAAGACUGGCACUCCUCCCUCAAAUGCUAUGGCCCCACCGCCACCUCGAAGUAUUAGCAAUUCGGUAUUUACACCACCGCCAGUAGCAACCAUGCCGCCACUCCCCUCGCAUAGCAACAUAACGCCCCCUCAAAGCCGUGAAACCAAUGCGCCUAAGAACUUUUUCGAAGAACUACCUGUGCAACCAUCAAGAACACGCCCUGGGAGCCGCAGUGGACGGUAUACCCCUCAGACAACAGCACAUUUGAAUCCACCUACUCAAUUAGUGCCGCCAGUUCCCCAGGUGCCUGCGCCUUCUAUUAUACAUCCUGCCGAGACUCCCGCAGAGAAUACUUAUCAAUCGCAACUUCAGGCCCCUGAGCUGAUAGGCCCAUAUUCGAACUUAAGCGUUCCUCCCGUGCCUGCUGGCCCUGGAACUGGCCCUAGGUAUUCCCCAAAACCACCAGGUGGUGCCAUAGCGGGUAAACCCCCGAUAUCUCCACGUUAUUCCCCAGCUCCGCCUCCUUCUCAAGCGUCAUUGUCUGGCCGACCUCGCUAUGCUUCUCAGCCUGCAUCUCUUCCGUUUCAGCCGCGUACAUCCAGCCCUUUGGCUCACCACGAGAAAAUUGCAUACGAAGCACAGCAGCCGCCGUCUGUUCCUGCUGCCCAACCUGAAGUUGAGCCACUAGCAUACACAUUCCCAAAUUCCAACACUUCGCAGCCAUAUAGCCCCCCGAAGAAUCCAUUUGCUUCUAUCUCAAAUGCUGGCGAGCAUGCUCGACAUUCCUCCAACGAGUCUCCAUACCUUCCUAAUGCUGGCUCAUCUCAGGGCAAAAUAGCACCCCCACCAAAUGACAUUCAAUUCGCACCGCCUAGGAGAUCUCAAACCCAAUCACCAAGCAGACAAUUGUUUGGACCAAGCCUUACCAAGACCAGCGCUGAACCCUUUCAACGGCCAGCUUCUGUUCAUGCACCCAACUCUCCAACAAAAACAGUAAACCCUUAUUCUGCAAUGCAAGGAGUGCCACCAGUCAGAGAACACAUUGAACACGCAUUCAUAGAGCCUACUGAUGGCCAAGAACAGGAUCCUCUACAGCGUUGGAAAGGAGCUCCAAUGUUUAAGUUUGGAUUUGGAGGCGUGGUCACCACCUGUUUCCCUCGGCAUAUACCCCGAUAUACCCCUGGUCAAAUGACACCAAUGAUAAUGUCUACCCCUGGGGAGCCUAAAGUUCGUCAAUACAAAGACAUCAUUUCUUCUGGAGAUGAUAUUGUACGAUAUCCGGGUCCGCUGAAGACGAAAUCCAAGAAAAAGGAUGUCGUUGCUUGGCUAUCUAGCAGAAUCGCUGCUUUGGAAAAUGAAGGUGUCCCCUUUUCUCUGCAAUCUGAACCCGAUGGCUACAAAAGGCACGACGAGAAGACUCUUUUGUGGAAAUUAAUGCGAGUGCUAGUUGAAAACGAUGGGGCACUGGAAAAAUCGGCAGAUAUACAAAAGUUAUUACAAAGCAUUAUAUCACCAGAACUGGAAAACCUGAGCUCCGAUAACAGUUUCAAUGCCAGUGGAGGACCAGGAACAUAUCAACCGAGUACUAGCUCUGUACGAGCAGAAGCCGUCGAUGGCAAUAUUCUUCAAAGCAUAAAGAAAGAUCUCUUGGUUGGAGACCGUGAGAAAGCUGUUUGGCGAGCAGUGGAUAGCCGCUUGUGGGGUCAUGCUAUGAUCAUGUCGUCGGCUCUUGACAAGCCCCUUUGGAAACAAGUAGUUCAAGAAUUUAUCAAAAGAGAGGUUCGCUCGGUUGGGGAAAACACCGAGUCAUUGGCUUCUUUAUACGCAACCCUUUCUGGAAGUUGUGAAGAAAGUGUUGAUGAGCUUGUUCCUCCUUCUGCAAGAGUUGGGCUACAGAUGGUGACCAAAGGUGGACAAGGGUCCACUAAAAAUGCACUUGAUGGUUUAGAUAGAUGGCGUGAAACCCUCGGCUUAGUCUUGAACAAUCGUAGUAUCGAUGAUCAUCGAGCGCUAUUCUCCAUGGGCCAGCUCUUAGCAUCCUACGGCCGAACAGAGGCGUCGCACAUUUGCUAUCUAUUCGCCCGAGCAUUUUCGCAGAAUGCAGUGUUUGGUGGAGCUGAUGAUGCCCAAGCCGCUAUUGUUCUUCUGGGCACAGAUCAUCACAGGUUCCCGGCUACGUUUUUCCGCGAUGAAGAUGCGAUUGCAUUGACAGAGGUCUAUGAAUUUGCAACGUCUGUCUUGGCUGGCAACCCAAGCGCCAUACUGCCCCAUUUGCAGCCGUUCAAAUUGCAGCACGCAUAUAUAUUGGCAGAGAAUGGGUCGAGAAAUGAUGCCCAACAGUAUUGCGAAGCCAUUGGCGGAAUUAUCAAAGCAAAUACUAAGCCUUCCCCUUACUUUCAUCAACGCUUGUUUGCCGAAAUUGAUGAACUUGCAAACAGACUCAGGCAAGCCCCAAGCGAUGGCAGUUCAUCAUGGAUGUCCAAGCCUAGCAUGGAAAAGGUUUCUGGCUCCAUGUGGGCGAAGUUUAGUAGCUUUGUUGCUGGUGAUGAAAGUGACGGUGCCUCCAAUGGAUCAGCCAUGGAUGCCGAUGUUGGGCCUUUUGCUAAGGUUUCUGGAACCCCUACUGUCAGUCGGUCGCCUUCUGUAUCCGACAUAUAUGGCGGAUAUCCAAUGGCACAGGGAACGAAUGCAUCUUCACGCUAUGCACCCGGGAACCAAUAUGCCCCUGCCUCAUCCCCAGAACAAUAUCGUGGACGAUCUUCAAUGGAAUCGCAGAGGUCUCCAUCUAUUGGCGGGUCCCAAGAAUCAGCAGCACCGAUUGAAAGCAAUGUUUAUACCCCAACCUCAUCUAAUAUCUAUGGCUCCCCAUCCUAUCAAUAUCAUUCAACUCCUCCGCAAUCGUCCUACAUGCCCCUUGCUCCUGUGGAUGAGAAUAUGCCGAGCCAGUCACAACCAGCUUUCCCAGUUGUGGCUCAACAGUCAGCACUUACAAGUGGACUCCAAGCUUCACCAGUGGCAUUUGGACAACCUAUAGAGGCAGUGAAAAAUGCAGCGGCUGAAGUACCCUUAUAUGGUGGCUAUGAGCCCCCAACUUCUUCCUACGAACCACCCUCAUAUCAACCAGACCUACCUAUUACAACGGAUGCCCCAGAAAAGGAACAAGACGAGGAAGACGACGACGAAGCAAGCAAACCGAAGAAGAAGUCUUUCAUGGACGAUGAUGAUGAUGACGAUCUUGUUGCUCGGGCAUCAGCAGUCCAAAGCGAUGCAAAGUCACAGCGUAACAGAGAACUCGACGAGGCAGUUCGCAGAGCCGCCGAGGCAGAUGCACAAAGACCUGCACCUGCGAAGAAGGGCUGGUUUGGAGGUUGGUGGGGAGGCAAAAAGGAUGGCGAUGCAUCUGGGGGACCUAUCAGAGCCAAGCUGGGUGAAGAGAACUCGUUCUACUAUGACCCUGACCUCAAGAAAUGGGUCAACAAAAAGGACCCAAAUAGCGCUAAUGCCGCGGCUCGAGCUACCCCUCCGCCUCCAAAAGGUCUUGCGCCACAAAGCAGAUCUGCUAGUGCUGGCAGCACGACUUCUGGACCACCAAUGUUACAGCGCCCGCCAUCUAUGUCUGAAUUAGGCACCUCAGUGGACAGUCGUCCCUCUACCGGUGGCAGCGCGCUGCCUCCGGUAUUGAACGGUGCUCUACCGAUUCCUGGUCUUGCCGGACCUAAUGGACUACCCCGUGCUGCCUCUACCAGUGUUGCCGGUGCCACACCACCUACUUCUAGCCCUGGGCUAGCACCACCUUCUCGACCUGCAACAUCAUUGAGCACUGCCAGUUCUAUUGAUGACUUGCUAGGUGCUCCACAAGCGCGGAAGGGAGGUACUGUCAAAAGUAAGAAGAAGGGCAGAGGAUACAUUGAUGUGAUGGCUAAGUAAAGAUUUGUUCUGGUGUCACGGCUUAACGACAUGAAUAUGACCAAGAGGGUAUUCCAGAUGUUGAUAUACACCACCUUCAACCCUGCAGGGCGAUCCACACACCUCAAGAAUUUCUUCACAUAUUUUUUGAUGAUCAUUUUCCCCUAUGAUUCUUUUUAAUGUGUUUCAAUUAUGUUUGCUUUGAGGAGCUUCCUCUAUGUUAAGAGUUUCUUGUUGGUCAUUUUUAGGAUGGAAAUGUUUGGAGAUUAGAGAUAG
This is a messenger RNA of Talaromyces proteolyticus, 5475 nucleotides long. Its product is annotated as putative COPII vesicle coat protein Sec16. Bases 1 to 5220 code for a protein of 1739 amino acids. Lineage: Eukaryota; Fungi; Ascomycota; Eurotiomycetes; Eurotiales; Trichocomaceae. Gene Ontology annotation, biological process: COPII vesicle coat assembly; Golgi organization; autophagy. The record is from RefSeq and is a predicted model, not a curated record. The transcript is spliced from 3 exons. Gene Ontology annotation, cellular component: ER to Golgi transport vesicle membrane; endoplasmic reticulum exit site.